AUGGCCUUUGUCAUUAGAGGAUCAGAGGAAAAUAUGGUUGUGACACUGGAAGCCAUCAAGGGUGGUGGAGGAUCUGUCAAAGUAGGUACUACCGGAACAAUCAGUGCCUUGAUGUCAAGGGAAUUAGAAUCAACAAAGUCUAGGAAUAAAUCAACUAAAGGUUCUAAUACUAUGCCUAACAAUGCUACCACUGCCAAAAGACUAAAGCGAAGAACAUCACUGGAUGAAGCGAGCAGCAGUAGCUCCAUAUCCAAGAAAAGCCCAGAAAUUGUUCAGAAAACAAAACACUACAACUGCAAAAGCCACCAAAUACCUAUGCUGGAAUCUGAUAAUAUAUCCUUAGAUGGAACUCCUGUUAGAGCUAAACCUGGUAAGAGAGGACCUUACAUAGUUGAAGUCGUGGACAUAAAAUGCGGCAAUGUAGAUAGGGCAUGGGCCAGCCCCAUAGCAAGUAGACUCAAGAAGCUUGGUUUCUCAAAGCUUUCUGAGAGCAUAGCCUAA
Molecule: messenger RNA, 501 nt
Organism: Thlaspi arvense
Lineage: Eukaryota; Viridiplantae; Streptophyta; Magnoliopsida; Brassicales; Brassicaceae
Source: the annotation of a GenBank genome assembly